This is a messenger RNA of Lolium perenne, 1666 nucleotides long. RefSeq lists its product as uncharacterized. Gene Ontology annotation, cellular component: plasma membrane. The record is from RefSeq and is a predicted model, not a curated record. Lineage: Eukaryota; Viridiplantae; Streptophyta; Magnoliopsida; Poales; Poaceae. Gene Ontology annotation, biological process: phosphatidylinositol phosphate biosynthetic process; protein localization to plasma membrane.
UCUUCAACCACCAAGAGGCCCAUUCCACAGCAAGGGGAAGACACAGAGACGACUCCAAAUCUCAUCUCGUCUUCCCCGCCGCCGGCCGGCAACUCACCCAGACCCAGCCAUGCCUCCCUCUCCGGCCCCCUCCGCCGCCGCAGCCGCAGCCGCUUCCCCCUCCGGAUCCUCCCCGGCCUCCGCCGACCACACCACCCCGUCCUGGUGGGAGUCCGUCUCCCAGGCGCGCUCCCGCAUCCUCGCGCUCGCCUCCAUCCUCCCGCCGCAGGCCUCCCCGGACGUCGCCGCGCUCGCCGACUCCGACCGCCCCGCCCGCGCGCUCCUCCGCUCCGCCGCCGCCUACGACGCGCUCUCCGGGGCGCUCCGCGCCGGCGGCGGCGCCGACGACCCCGCCUGCAACUGGCUCUACGACACGCUCCACUCCCCGGACCCCGACCUCCGCCUCGCCGCUCUCGCCUUCCUCCCGCUCCUCUCCUCGCUCUACCUCCUCCGCCUCCCCUCCCCGCUCUCCGGCUUCGAGGCCGUCCUCCUCGCCCUCUACUCCUCCGAGGCCAAGAACCGCCAGGGGAAGCCCGUCCUCGUCCGGGUCCCCGACCUCUCCGUCCCCUCCCUCUACCACACUCCGCAGUCCACCCCCAGCUCCAAAUCGCCCCGCCGGCCGCACCCGCCGCCGAUCCCCCCUCCCCAGGCCAAUGUGGUGGUCGGCGUGCUGUCCCCGCCGCUCGAGCCACAGGCGGCGGUCAAGUCCACCAAGCGCGCUGGGAUCAUCGGGGUCGCCUUUGAGGCCUACUACGCCAAGAUCUCGCAGAUGCCCCCCGCAUCCAAGGUGGAUGCCUGUAAUGCCGUGGCGGCGUGGGCCGGGCAGUACUGCAGGUGCCGUUUUGAGCUUGACGAGGACGAGCUGCUGGAGGUAGAGGAGGUGGAUUCAGCGGGGUCCAUGUCGCCGUUGUCCACUGAGGCUGAGAAUGGGAACGGGAAGGUCUUGGAGGAGGAAUUGGCGAGGAUGCGUAUCAACGGAGACAGCAGUGGCCGGAAUUGUGGUAAAGAGGAGGCAAGGGAGGCAAGGGUGCAGCUCCCGUGGGAGCUGCUGCAGCCAGUGAUGAGGGUUCUUGGGCACUGCCUGCUCGCUCCACUCAACCCAGUGGAGGUGCGGGAUGCGGCCGCAGAAGCUGUACGGGUUGUCUAUGCCCGGGCAUGUCAUGACCUCAUGCCGCAGGCAAUCUUGGCAUCCCGGAGCUUGAUUGAGCUCGACAAAAGCGCGCGCAAGGCUGCCAAGGCAGCAGCUAUAGCGGCCUCGGGGAUAAUGGUAACAUCCGGCACAUCUGGAAGCACUGCGUCGAGUUCCAGGCCAAGUUCCAAGCCAAACACACCCAGCAAGCAGCGUAAACCUGACAUGCUGCUCCUGUCCAAAUGAGGUCAAUACCUCUGUACUUUGUUUGUGAAAUUGGUUGUGGAUGUGGUAAACUGUCUAUCUCUGAUCAGCUUGUCACUGAGAUGUCGACAAAGCCUAGUAUACCUUGCAAUGCGGGAAGUUUGUCUGUUACGGCUCAAAAACUGCUACUUUGGUAUGUUGCCAACUCUGUAUUGUAUGUUGAUGUGCCUUAUGUACUUAUUAUUUUACUUGUUGCAUAUAGUUUACAAAUCAAUAUAUUUUGUUAUUCUGCUU